This is a messenger RNA of Poeciliopsis prolifica (blackstripe livebearer), 4434 nucleotides long. RefSeq names its product la-related protein 4B-like. The coding region runs from base 722 to 3703 and encodes 993 amino acids. The record is from RefSeq and is a predicted model, not a curated record. The transcript has 16 exons. Gene Ontology annotation, cellular component: cytosol; cytoplasmic stress granule. NCBI's taxonomy places the organism in Eukaryota, Metazoa, Chordata, Actinopteri, Cyprinodontiformes, Poeciliidae. Gene Ontology annotation, biological process: positive regulation of translation. Gene Ontology annotation, molecular function: mRNA 3'-UTR binding.
GACGUCAGAAGUGAAUCCGUUCUACCCAGCUGAUCUAGAGGUGCAGCUGACGCUCGGAGAGCUGGUUCCUGGUUAUUACUGUGUUUACCAGGCCGGAGAAGAUGGGCUGCUGCUUUAGUAAGGAGCUCGGCCCCGAGCCGCAGACUGAGAGGAGCGUUCUGUUAUCGCCGCCCCUCCAGGACGGGCUCAGCACGCUGACGGAGCAGGUCAGGAGGCAGGCUGAGGCCGUGGCCCACAGCGCCCGCCUGGAGGACCAGGAGCCGGCCAGGGAACAGGAUCGGCCCGACCCGGACUGCACCCAGGUGGCUCUGUCUGGCGGUGAGGCAGAACCGCAGCAGCCCCACAAGAGCCCAGAGGCCGUCAUCACCACAAAUACACGCACAGAUAUCAGAGCAAUGGCUACUGGGACGCGGGAGGCCAGUUCCGGCCGUGGGACGCCUCCCUACAUGGAGGUGUCCACCCAGAGUCCGCUCGGCCCGGAGACCCUGGAGACCGCCACGCACCGGGCCGCGGGGUUCAGCGGGGCGCCGGAGCACGGCGAGCAGGGAGGGCCAGAGCCGGGUCCCCAAUCGGGCCCCCAGGUCGCAGCAGGACUCCCGCUCAGCGCCGCAGCAACGCACCGCAGCUUCUACAGCAUCUGCCCCAUCGGAGCCGAGGAGCUGGAGCCCAGCUGGACCCAGACGGCUCUGCCCGGCACACCUGCAGCCAAUCAGAGGCCAGCAUGUUCAGGGACCAUGCCCACGCAGGUAUAGCCUGGUCACAUGACCUGGAAGUCAUAUCUGCUGACAAACUGGAUCCUGGCUCGGUUCUGGAGAAGGACGGAGUGUUCAAUCAAAAGGGUGAGGCCGCCUUGAGCGGCGAGGACCCUCAGGCAUCCACAGUGGACAACUAUCAGCUGAAGGACUUCGGCGCCACCACAGAAGAAGAAAACAUCCGCUUAAGGAAGAAAGAAGCAGAGCAAACCAGGGAUGGGUCUGGGUUCAGAGCGGAGCAGGAAGUCCAGAACCGUCCGGGUUCAAAGACCAUCGAGGUCCGAAUGUUGCUCCAGGAGGAAGAUGAGGAUGACCUUCCUCUGCUGGAGGGGCCGACCCUCCGACUGCGCCACACAGAGGUCAUCUGCAGGGUCAUCAAUGCUAGAGCGACCCCGACCCGACGUGGUCAGAACGCCACCCCGCUGGCUCCCGGGUCAGACUCCUUCCAUCAGGAACCCAAAGAGCCGACAGGAAGCACUAAGGCAGCGCUCUGUGAUGAAGCUUUGCAGGGGUCAGAGGUCAUCAUUCAGAGAAGCCUUGCAGAGGCUGGUGAUGCUGCCUCUGGUGUACAGGAACCAGAGGGUUGGAACCGGAUUGGACCUCAGAACCAUGAAGGUAUAAGCCACCAUCUCCCCAGUCGCUCUGGGCCGCCACCUUCCUCUCCUGUUUCCUCCUCUUCCUCACACGAGGAGACGCGGUCUGACAGGUUUACUCCAGCGGGUCAGAGACCCCCCCCCAGCCCAGAUCGGACCUCUGACUCGUCCUCAGACAGAAACAACAUGGAGGAGAUGAAGAGUUUACUUCCCGUUGCCCCAGACUGGAUGGUUACUGAUGCCAGCUGCCAGGAGAGUUCUGGUUCGGUGCCAGUGGACCCGGAUCAGAUCGAUGUCUAUGCCUCCACUCCGUCCUACGAGAUUCACUUCCUGAACCAGGAAGUCCCAGCCGCUGAGGAAGAGAAGGAGGAAGAGGAAGAGGUGGAGAAGGAGGGCGGGAUCAGGGACAUGGUGUCGGAGCUGCUGGGAGAACUGGCCGAGGCGUCCAUCUGCCGCCUGUACCCACAGCCCUGGAUCCGGCUGAGCCCGGACCAGAACACCGACGCUCUGGCCCAGGGCGCGUCGGAGGUGGACAGGACGAAGGGCGAGGAAGAGGAGCAGAUCCCGGCCCUGGUGUCAGAGCUGCAGCCCUCCAUGGCCCUGCUGGGGGCCUUCCCCUACAGCACGGCGACGCCCCAGGGGCCCUGCGUCUGGGACUGGCACACCACUGGCUCCCAGGCUGAAGCUGCUGCUGCUCCGUGUCUCAACCCUGAAGCUGAAGUAUGGAACGACCCCAACCUGAGCUUCCACAUCCCCGACCCAGACUACCAGCAGCUGCAGCAGCCGUGGCUGCAGCUCCCCGACAACCUGAACCACCAGGAAGGGUUUGUGUCGGAGUUUGAAGGGAACGUGGGCCUGGCGGAGGCCGAGUAUCUGACUCAAACGCCUGAAGCUCUGGCGGUGAACGGAGAGACCUCUGAUCCUCCGGUUACAGAUGAGAUCCGAGAGGAACUGAGCAGAGCUCUGGAGUCCUGCCUGACCAGGGAUUAUCUGAGCAGCGACCUGUACCUGAAGUCCCAGAUGGACAACGACCAGUACGUCUCUAUCGCCACGCUGGCCAGUCUGGACGGCAUCAAGAACCUCACCACAGACCUGGAGCUCAUCUCAGACAUUCUCAAAUCCAUGCCUCUGGUCCAGGUGGCCCCAUGCGGGCAGAAGGUCCGCCCCAGACAGAACCGCUGCGUUGUGAUAUUGCGAGAGAUUCCUGACACCACGCCUGCAGAGGAGGUGGAGGCUCUGUUCGAAGGAGAGAACCUGCCCAAAGUCCUGAGCUGUGAGGUCGUCAACAACGACAACUGGUUCCUCACUUUUCAGUCAGAGGCUGACGCUCAGCAGGCCUACAGGUACCUGAGAGAGGAGGUCCGGGUGUUUAAGGGGAAGCCCAUCAUGGCCCGGAUCAAAGCUAAGACUAUGGCCAUCGCCUCCUUCGCCCCCAAGAACGGCUACAGGCCCGUCCAGUUGGACCAGUGCAGCAGCCGCUACAGCUCCUACUUCCCCCCCACCACGUUCAACCCGUCGUGCCUCCCUCAGCAGAUGUUUGACCAGAACAACGAGGCAUGGCCCGCCACCGCGGCCCAGUACCAGGAGAACGUGGAGCCUGAGCUGCUGAUGAACAACCUGAUGAACGAGUUUCCAGCAGCUUCUUCCUUCAAGCCGCACGCAGCUCACAGACAGAGGAGGGGCUCCAGGAUGCUGAGCUGUGGCGACCGCUGGCAGACCCACCACUCGGACCUCUACCAGCCGUCGGAGCAGCCGUCUGCAGACCAAUACUCCUCUCCCUCCCUGAGGGCCCGGCGGGGCCGGCUGAGGGGCGGCCUGCGCCGGCAGAGCCGGGGCGGAAGAACAGAAUCCAACAAACAGGUUCUGGUGCCCCCCUCUGACCGGGGAAGUUACAGCAGGAGGGGAACCUUCAGCCAGAAGAGGAGAGAGACCGAGAAAUCCUUGGAGAGACCCAAACUGAACGCUGAGCCUCCUCCUCCUCCUCUGGAGCUCAGCCUGUCCAGCUUCCCCCCCCUGUCUACUGCAAAUGUUGCCACGGCGACGACACCUGCAGCUAACGACAGCGUCAAGAGUCCCACAAAAAGCAGCAGCUCAAACUCCUCGUCCUCAUCCUCCUCAUCAUCACUUCCUCCAGUGGAGCCUCAGCCGGCGUCUCUGCUGAAAGACGGGGACAGCGGAGAGACGACGGUGGAGGACAAACCUGUCCAGCUGCCACUGGAACCAGCAGCAGAGCUGAAGAAGCUGAGCUACGCUGAGAUCUGCCAGAAGGCUUCGUCCAACGAGGCGUCGGCGCCGCUGGCUGACCCCGCCCCCUCCGUGGAGUACCAGGCAUCCCAACAGCCUCUGCUGCCGCUGUGAGACAAAACCGGUCCGAUGGGAAUGUGUAGUUGUAUAGCUGGCUGUAUAUUUAUUAUAAAGAUUGAUCAGUAAGUAAAGUACCAGCCUUUACAAGCUCAGGAUUUUUAAUCUUAGAACUAUAAAAACUGCUGAUGCUGAAGAGAAAUUUUUAACACUUUCAUUUUUUGGCAGGGAACUGUUAAUAAUCUGUAAAUGUUUUGUAAUUCUUUAGUUUUGUUUCUUGUCUUGUUGGGCUCAGAGGAAUGAGAGCCAGGCAUUAUUUUCAGGUUUAUUGUAUUUGGCCGUCGGCUCUGGACAGGAAGUUCUGUCAGGAUUCUGUUUUUUAUUCUGAAUUUUUAAGUCUGAAGUGGAUCCUUCCUGUGUUUACAAGCCCAACAAUUAAUAACCAGAUCUGUAAGCCUUCCUGUAUGUUUGAAAGUACUGAAUACCAACUCUUUAUUGUUGCUCUGACUGUUUUAUUUAAUUUUAAACAUGGAUUCAGUUUUAUUUGUGUUAAACUGGCCUGUUUUAGUUGUUGACUUAUUUAACUUGCUGAGUUUUGACCGCUGAGCGUCCAAGAACAAACUGAUUCAACUUGAAGAAAUGUUUUUUCUUUUGAUUGUAAAGAGACAAAUGUUGUUUUCUGAUGUGAAGUUUGAAUGUAAAGCUGGCACCACUGUGACAUAUGUUGCUGUGUACAAAUGUACAGAAUGCUGAACAGAAAUAUAUUAAAGAAGUGCCUUUACAAGGAA